AUGCCAACAGAUAACAAUAGUACAUACGAAGAAGGCUUCGCUGAUCCAGCUGCAAAAGCGAGAUUUCCUGUAAUUGUUACGUUGUACAUACCAGCGUUCCUAGUCUCUGAAAUUGGCAACGGAUUUCUUGUGUACACACUAGCCUAUAUCAAACGUCGUCAACGUGCGGCUAUCGAUAGUUACAUAUUAAACCUUGCUAUUUCCGAUUUUUUAUUGACAACAAUGACAUUGUUCAAUGCAAUAGAAUACGUAAGAAAUGAAUGGGUGUUAGGCGAAGCAAUGUGUAAAAUUCAUGGCCAAUUGUUGGAAGUAUGCUACACUGUGGAAAUUUUGACUCUUUUAGCUGUCAGCUAUAAACGUAGGAAGGCAGUGGACAAUCCUUUUCAG
This is a messenger RNA of Paramuricea clavata, 387 nucleotides long. Lineage: Eukaryota; Metazoa; Cnidaria; Anthozoa; Malacalcyonacea; Plexauridae. The record is from the annotation of a GenBank genome assembly.